AUGGACGUGAAAACAAAGCGAGAUGUACAAGGUUACAUUGUCGGACAGUACAAGGCCAUUAAGCAGAUGGGCCACGAGCACAUCACCGCGACUGGCACCAAAACUGUCUUUUUUCUUGGUCAAGUACAACAAGAGGAAGAGUUCGACAUAUUAGACGAGAAUAUGAAGACCGACCUGGGCGAGUACAUCAACGAGGAUGAGGAUGCGGAUCGCUCAUGGCGUGGGGUUUGCGAUUUCAUGCAGAAGAUUCCGACCUCCAAAGCUGUGGCGCCGACAGAAUUUGAGGAUGGGAACAUUUUGGAUACUGAGACACCUCAUCAAGCCCGCUUGAUGCGCGCCCAGAGUGCGCCCUCUCUGGCUCGAUGUAUCGCGAAUGCUAGCUUUGACAGCGCCGGAUCAGAGACAGACUCUGACUCAGAAGACGACGACAUGGAUCUUGAACUGAAGAUCGAGAACGCACUCUCGUCAUUUGCUAGAAAGGUCGAGGAAUUAGAGGAUGUAGCAGGAGCGCUGUCAAUCACGCCACCCGGCCGCACAUGUUGUGAUGCCCGCUCAUCUACGCUAUCGCCUCCUAAGGACAUCGACAUACCGUACCCCUGCGGACCAAAGCAUAACUCUCGAAUUCGUCGUCAUAACGGCGACCGUUCACUUGCAUCACUGAUCGCUCACACUGAAGACCGCCGUACGCCUUCGUGCUCGUCACCUUCUGCUUCGCGUUCUUCGUGCCCACUACCUACCGGUACCACCUAUAGCGUCGUCCGCAAGCCCUGCUACGACCCAAUACUUGAGGGUCACAGCCCUUGCGCCACGCAUGAUGAUGGAAGCUGCGGACUUUCAGCGGAUGACGCUCUAGGCAUGCUACAAGAGCGCUUUAGGACUGCACAUUGCGCUGGUCAUGGCACAGGCUUUCAUUGUCGCGAAUGGCUGGAAUACAAGCUUGAGACCGGAUGCAGCAGGGUAUAUGGCCCUUCACUGCUACGAUUUGGGACGGACUGCUACAAAGCUGAAAAGCCCGGGCAGAUCAAGGAUGCGGAUGAUAUCCCGUACCCUAACCAACCCGAAGCCACAGCUCGGAUCCGCACUUCGUCAUCUAAGGACACCCUGAAUACCAACUCAUCCGUCCGAAAUUCAGUGUUCUCAAAAUGCACUUCCACGACAUCCAUUUCAUCUUACCGGACCAGCCGUCCACAGUCUGCACGAACUGAACAUUCUCGGCUUAUGAACGCACUUAGCCCUGACAACGAUACUGGAAAGUGCGGACAUGGCUAUGAAAUCUCUGCGACGACAGAGCGCAGUUCUUCUGUCGCAGGCUUUGUUCCAAAAAGCGAAAACUUUCAAGGUUGUGCAGGUGGCACUGUGUGGGGUGGGAAGGGCGCACUCAGUCCACCUAUUACCACUACCAAAGAAUGGUCUAGUGGGCUGCAGAUGUGGGGGGAUGAAAGCUGGCCCAACGCACCCGAGCGCAAUGGAAACGACUUUGAAGACGCCCAGAACUCUAUCACGAGGAAUGAAUCCGAGAACUGCGACGUAGAAGAGCUCUCACAGCUACGUGCGUCGCUAACGGAAACUACGGACAAUGACAAACCCAUGCGGCCUGAAGUUAUCGCCAACCGCCCGUAUGCGGCUCCUCUUAUAUACGAGGAAGCCGCCGAUUUUAUUGAACAUGUCGCCACUAAUCCGGAUGUUCAUUCCGAAUGCUGGUCAGAACCCUUGGAUGGUUGCGCGAAACCGCGCCGCAAGUGGACUAGCAAGAUGAAGCAUUGCUUCAAGAAAAUAUCCCAAAACACAAAGCAGGCUACCCACAACUAUGUCAAAGCGACGAAACGAUUCUCACGGACUGCUUGGCGCGUGUUGCCAGCUGCGCUGUCGAGCCGACAUCCGUUCCAGAAGAUCGACAGCAUCCUCUAG
Alternaria metachromatica is the source of this 1908-nucleotide messenger RNA. RefSeq lists its product as uncharacterized. NCBI's taxonomy places the organism in Eukaryota, Fungi, Ascomycota, Dothideomycetes, Pleosporales, Pleosporaceae. Bases 1 to 1908 code for a protein of 635 amino acids. The record is from RefSeq and is a predicted model, not a curated record. The transcript has a single exon.